GACUGUUUUCAAUACGAGUUUCCUCCUCAUCUGCAAAUCUAAUUCUGCAUUCCAACGAGAAAAAAAAGUGAAAAAUUGUAAACAAGGUUUCGAACACCGGAAAAGAAGGAAGAAUUUACUGUUCAAGUUUGAAAGAGAUUAAAGGAAAAUCAAAAAUUAAGAAAAUGUCUGCUGCUAUCGCCACACCUGCGCCAACUCCAAUGGCCGUCGCUCCAAAGAAGGCAAAGUCCCCCAAGAAGACCGGAGCCAAGAAACCGGCCGCUGCCUCCACCCACCCCGCGUGGGCCGACAUGAUCACCGCCGCGGUCAAGGCGCUCGGAGAGAAAGGAGGUUCCUCCGUCUCCGCCAUCAAAAAGUACAUGAUCGCGAAUUACAAGAUCGACGCCGAGAAGGCGGGUCCAUUCAUGAAACGUGGAAUCAAGGCGGCCAUCGCGGGCGGAUCACUCGUCCAGGCCAAGGGCAAAGGACUCACCGGCUCCUUCAAGCUCGGAGCUGGCAAACCCAUCAAGAAGGCCAAGACGGCCAGCAAGAAGAGCAAAUUGGCCACAAAGAAGCCUGCUGGUGAGAAGAAAGCCAAGAAAUCCGCCUCCCCCAAAAAGGCCGGUGCCAAGAAGGCUGCCACCAAGAAAACCACCAAGGCUGCUGCCCCCACCACCGCUGCACCUGCUGAUGCUCCAGCUGCGACCACCGCCGCCGCACCAGCAGCCAAGAAGGCCGCACCCGCCAAGAAAUCGGUCAAGUCCCCCAAGAAGGCAAAAUCGCCAAAGAAGAAAGCUGCAGCCCCCAAGGCGAAGAAGGCCGCGACUCCCAAAAAGGCCAAGGCUUUGAAGAAGAAGGCAGCACCCAAACCAAAAGCGCCCAAGCCAAAGAAGGCUAAAGCUCCAGCUAAACCAAAGGCAGCUGCGGCCAAGGCGUAAAUUAAGCUGUCCACAGAAAGAAAACGAUAUCCAUCGCUUAUCCAUUUCACGCGAGGGGAUGAUAUCUUCAAUAUUUUGUUAAAACAUAAUUGUACAUAUUAGAUUAGAUUGGAAUAGCGUAAGUAGAAAUUAGAGAACAAUGAUCUCAUUGAAAUCAUCUCAAUAAUCGAAUUAAGAAAUUUUACUUAAUUCUUCUCUCUUUUUCUCUCUUCCACGUUUUUCUGGGAAUAUUGUCUCCCAUUUUUUUAUGAAAAAAGUUAGUACAAUUCUGACAAAUGAAUUUUCUAUCCCCCUGCGACAAACUUAUUCCCAGAAAAACAUGUAAGAUGGAUUUAUCUAUAUUUAAAUAUUUAAUCCAAGUAUUCCUGUAAAUAUUUAAUUAUCCAAUCAACUUAUAAGUUAACUAAUGAGAAAUAAUUAAUUACUUGUUACUCAUUGUUAUCAGUCAAACUCUGCUUUACUAGAAUGACGAUGAAAAUAGAAAAGUCUCUAUUUUUAAAAUAAAAAUGGCUUUAAACAAGUUAACAAACAUU
Folsomia candida is the source of this 1450-nucleotide messenger RNA. RefSeq names its product late histone H1. NCBI's taxonomy places the organism in Eukaryota, Metazoa, Arthropoda, Collembola, Entomobryomorpha, Isotomidae. The record is from RefSeq and is a predicted model, not a curated record. Gene Ontology annotation, cellular component: nucleosome. Gene Ontology annotation, biological process: nucleosome assembly. Gene Ontology annotation, molecular function: structural constituent of chromatin; DNA binding. The coding region runs from base 165 to 917 and encodes 250 amino acids. The transcript is spliced from 3 exons.